AAUUACUCUGUUCCAACUCGACAUGCCAAUAUCAUUUUCGUUCCCAGAAGUUGAUGAUGAUGCCAAGGAUGAAAGCUCAAAAGCCAUUCUCACUGACAAUGUGAGGGCAGCCCUGAGGUCUUUGAACUUCAAGGGUCGAAAUGCCAAUCCUUCCACGGUCAAAACUCUGCAGCUGGUCAAGUUAGUAGUCAAAGGAUCCCUGAGCUUCAACAACAGAAGGCAGAUUCGCCCUUACCACUUUGAAACGAUGAUCUCGCUAGUGAAUCCUGCCACCGAAGACGACAACUCGAAAAGUUCAGAUGAGCCAGCACUUUCAAGGUUUACUGUUUUGAAGGACAGGCCGAAGCAUGAAGCUGCUGUGAAGUUGCAGAAAGUCUACAAAAGCUUUCGUACAAGAAGGCAGCUUGCAGAUUGUGCUGUCAUCGUAGAUCAGCAAUGGUGGAAAUUGAUAGACUUUGCACUGCUCAAGCUGAGUUCUGUGUCGUUUUUCAACAUUGAGAAAGAAGAAUCAGCUGUUUCUCGAUGGUCGAGAGCAAGAACCAGAGCUGCUAAGGUUGGCAAGGGGUUAUCAAAGGACCAAAAAGCUCAAAAACUUGCCUUGCAACAUUGGCUAGAAGCGAUUGAUCCUCGACAUCGCUAUGGUCACAAUCUCCAUUUCUACUAUGACUAUUGGCUCCACAGUGAAAGCAGGCAGCCCUUCUUCUACUGGCUUGAUGUGGGAGAAGGAAAGGAGAUCAAUCUUGAAUCAAAGUGCACGAGAUUAAAGCUUCAGCAACAGUGCAUAAAGUAUCUUGGACCCAGAGAAAGAGAGGCCUAUGAAGUUGUAGUCAAGGAUGGGAAGUUCAUUUACAAGCUGAGCAGUGUACUUCUGCACACUUCUGAGGUUCCCAAAGAUUCAAAGUGGAUCUUUGUUUUAAGCACAUCAAAGAAUCUGUACGUUGGUCAGAAGAAAAGAGGCACAUUUCAGCAUUCUAGUUUUCUCGCUGGAGGAGCUACGUCUGCUGCAGGAAUAUUAGUAGUGGAGAAUGGGGUUCUUAAGGCCGUGUGGCCUCACAGUGGGCACUACCAACCCACAGAAGAGAAUUUCACGGAGUUCAUGAGCUUUCUUCAAGAAAUCGGCAUCGAUCUAACUGAUGUCAGGAGAAGUCCCACCGAAGGCGAUGAUUUGCCCUUGAGAGGUCACAGAAGCAGCUAUUCUGACAUAAACUUGCCUGAUGACAUCACCAUCGACCCUCAACCUGAAGAACAAUUGUCUCAUGCAUCUACUGGAGAGAUAAGCAACGAUGCAAGAACCGGCUCUUCGAAUGGCGACCUGCAGCGCAAGGGAGUCCUCAGGGACACCGAAGAAGAAGCAGGCGAGGAGACAAAUAAGCCGAAAGAGUCAAAGAGUAUCAGUUCGGAGGAAGAAAAACCUGAAGGAUGCGAACGAGACUUCUCUGACGCCGCACAACAAAAGGAGGAAGAAACAUCCAUACCGUCGGAGCUGAUCCUUCGAAGGAUCAACUCAAAGAAAGGGCUGAAGUCGUAUCAGCUGGGGAAGCAGCUAUCCUUCAAGUGGGCAUCAGGCACAGGGCCGCGGAUCGCCUGCGUGAGGGACUAUCCAUCCGAGCUUCAGUGCCGUGCUCUCGAACAAGUAAAUCUGUCGCCACGAACUGCUGCGACUUCUAGAUUUGCGUCUCCUCGUACUACAGCCAGCCAAAGCCCAAAGACGUCAAACUGAGCGGUUGACUUCGUAGAGAGAUCAGGCGUAUUCAUUUCCUUGGCAUCGUAGAGGAAUUCUUUAUUCAAAAUGUAUCGACUUUUGAUAGAUCAACAGAAGCCAAAAAAAUACCAUCCGUUUAUACAGAUGCUGCUACGGUGUGAAUUGACAUCUGGGUUGAUACAAUGAGAAUUCAAGAAAAGAGCACCGGUAGGUGUUACCAUGGGACGUGAGAUCGUCCACCGUCGCUGGCGAAGCGCGAGUGAUUAGGAGGAAGGGAAGGAGUGGCUCAGCGGGGAGCCUCUCCUCACCUCCACCUGUCUUCGGCGCCUCUCGGCUGCAAUCCACGCAUCGCCGUCGUUAUCCAGAUCGAUUUAAUCCCGGUCUCGCGUGGGGUACACCGGGAGCUGUGUCAGCCAGGACUGGGCAUACGGUAACGAAGAACCUUCCGUGAUGGGAGACCACGUUCUUGACUCCUCUGGUUC
Molecule: messenger RNA, 2184 nt
Organism: Musa acuminata AAA Group (dessert banana)
Lineage: Eukaryota; Viridiplantae; Streptophyta; Magnoliopsida; Zingiberales; Musaceae
Product: IQ domain-containing protein IQM2-like
Exons: 9
Coding region: 23-1720 (565 amino acids)
Source: RefSeq, a predicted model, not a curated record